Messenger RNA from Syngnathus acus (greater pipefish), 619 nucleotides. It is a transcript of the gene lsm3, whose product is annotated as LSM3 homolog, U6 small nuclear RNA and mRNA degradation associated. Gene Ontology annotation, biological process: mRNA splicing, via spliceosome; P-body assembly. Gene Ontology annotation, cellular component: U4/U6 x U5 tri-snRNP complex; U6 snRNP; catalytic step 2 spliceosome. The record is from RefSeq and is a predicted model, not a curated record. Bases 50 to 433 code for a protein of 127 amino acids. Gene Ontology annotation, molecular function: RNA binding. The transcript is spliced from 4 exons. NCBI's taxonomy places the organism in Eukaryota, Metazoa, Chordata, Actinopteri, Syngnathiformes, Syngnathidae.
GUUGAAUAUCGCGUAGACGUCACAGUGACGUAGCCACGACUCAAAAAUCAUGGCGGACGAAGUGGAGCAGCAACCGAGCACCAACACCGUUGAAGAGCCCCUCGACCUGAUCAGACUCAGUCUGGACGAGAGGAUCUACGUCAAAAUGAGGAACGACAGAGAGCUGCGAGGACGGCUACAUGUAAACUACCCACACGCGCGCGCAUCCUCGCUUGCAAGGCGCAUGUAUCCAUUGUGUUGUUUUGCUGCACAUCAGGCAUACGAUCAGCACCUGAACAUGAUUCUGGGAGAUGUGGAGGAGACGGUGACCACGGUGGAGAUUGAUGAGGAGACGUACGAAGAACUAUACAAGUCGACCAAGAGGAACAUUCCCAUGCUGUUCGUCAGAGGUGACGGCGUUGUCCUCGUAGCGCCACCCCUACGGGUGGGCUGAGCCUUUAAAAAAAAAAAAAAACCUGAGCUCUUUUUCUGUUUUGUUUUUCUUUUUUUUCUUUUAUAUAUAUAGCUUUUUGCAUUAUGUCUGCAUUUUUAGGUGAUGUUGAUUCCUCAUAAGUAAAUAACCACCACUUUGAGUUAUAAGGCUGUAAUCAAAUAAAUAUGCCUUGGUGACAAAAACGUC